Messenger RNA from Thunnus maccoyii (southern bluefin tuna), 4092 nucleotides. RefSeq lists its product as uncharacterized. The record is from RefSeq and is a predicted model, not a curated record. The transcript is spliced from 2 exons. Lineage: Eukaryota; Metazoa; Chordata; Actinopteri; Scombriformes; Scombridae. The coding region runs from base 58 to 1668 and encodes 536 amino acids.
AACAAUUCAAAGUCAAUAGAGACUUUUGCUGUCUUGGAUGACGGAGCACAAAGGACUAUGAUUUUACCGGCCGCUGCCCAGCAGCUCGAGUUGAAUGGUGAGUGUGAGACUCUUGCCUUACGCACUGUGCGAACUGACAUUACACACCUCCUGGGGUCAGAGAUCAACUUUGAAAUCUCCCCCAAAGGAAACCCGCAGAAACGCUACAAAGUGCGGGGUGCAUUCACUGCUUCAGGUCUAGACCUGGUGGAGCAGACCUAUCCAGUGCAAAUGCUCCAAAGACAGCACACUCACUUACGUGGAGUCCCACUGCAGCCAUUCGUUAAUGUGCGUCCACUGGUGUUGCUUGGGUCGGAUCAUGUACACCUCAUUACUGCCACUAAGCCAGUUCUCAGAGGAGCUACUGGUGGACCCAUAGCAAUCCAUACUGCCCUCGGAUGGGCUUUGCAAGGUGCUGAUGUGUGGGUGCCAGAACAGACCUCAGUGCAGCAGUGCCUCUUUACCUCAGUUUCUGGCGCCCAUGACCUCCUGUAUCGAAAUGUCGAAAGGUUAUGGCAACUCGAUGUGCUACCCUUUCGCAAUGAGAAAAUGGUUGUUCGCUCUCGUGAGGAUCAGGAAGCCAUGAACCUUCUUGAAACCAAAACCCAGCGAGUCAACAUUGAGGGAGUCCAGCGUUAUGCCACCCCUCUCUUGAGGAAGACAGGUGCACCUAAGCUUAAUGGUUCCCCACAUUCUGUCAUGGCUCACCUGAGGGCCACAGAGAAGCGGCUCAAGAAAGACCCGGAGAAGGCAGCUCUCUACUCAUCUGAGAUCAGCAAGCUUAUUCAGGCAGGGUAUGUCAAUAAGCUUGGGCCCAAGGAGGUGGAUCAGUCUACAGAGGCAUGGUAUCUCCCCCAUCACCUUGUUUGCCACAAUAACAAAUCACGGUUAGUCUUCAACUGCUCGUUCAGGUACAAGGGUGCCUCAGUGAAUGACCAACUCCUGCCUGGGCCCACGCUUGGACCUUCAUUGCUUGGUGUCCUUCUACGAUUCAGGCAACACCAGGUCACUGUGAGUGGAGACAUCCGCUCCAUGUUUCAUCAGGUCCGACUCCUGCCUGAGGACAGACCGCUCCUCCAGUUCAUCUGGAGAGACCUACGCUGUGAAGACCCACCAGAUGUGUAUGAAUUGCAGGUGCUGCCAUUUGGUACAACCAGCAGCCCAUGCUGUGCCAUCUUUGCUUUGCAGCAACAUGCUUGUAAACACCAAGACAGUUAUCCUGGUACGCUGCAAUCGGUUCAGAAGAGCUUCUACGUGGGCAACUGCCUCGAGAGCUUCCCCACCAUACCUGCAGCCACACAAAGGGUAGAUCAACUGCGUGUCCUGCUGGCUGAAGGAGGGUUCGAUCUCAGACAGUGGGCAAGCAUUCAACCGACUGUGGUAGCCCAUCUUCCCCCUGAUGCAAGAUCCUCAACUACAGAACUGUGGCUAAGUCAAAAUCGGACCGACCCACUGGAGCCAGCCUUAGGCCUUAGGUGGAACUGUGCUGCUGACACCCUUGGCUACCAGUACCGGCCCAUCGUACAUGCUGCGCUGACAAUGAGGAUGGCAUAUCAGGUACUGGCCAGUCAGUAUGACCCUUUGGGGUUCAUCGUGCCAUUCACAACACGCGCCAAGGUGCUUAUCUAGCAGCUUUGGUCCAAACAGAGGGGCUGGGAUGAUCCUGAUAUUCCUACAGUCCUCCGACAUGACUGGGAGGCCUGGGAGAAAGAGCUGCAGCACCUCAGCAGAAUAUCCAUUCCCAGCUGCUACUCACCAGUCUCUGUGGAAGGUGCAGACCCAGAGUACGAUCUCCACAUCUUUUGCAACGCCUCCGAACGGGCAUAUGGGGCUGUGGCCUACCUCACUGUACCUGUAGGAGAUGUCAUCCACACCUCCUUUGUGAUGGCUAGGUCAAGAGUUGCGCCUAAGAGACAACAGUCUAUGCCCCGCUUGGAGCUCUGCGCCGCAGUGGCUGGUGCUCAACUGGCCAAGCUUGUAGAGACUGAGUUGACACUCACCAUCUGACAGACAACCCUGUGGGCUGACUCCACCACGGUAUUGGAAUGGCUCCAAUCAGACUCCUGUCGAUAUAAAGUUUUUGUUGGAACUCGAGUGUCAGAGAUACAGGAGCUGACUGACAGACAGGCUUGGCGGUACGUAGACACCCAGAAUAAUCCGGCUGACGGCAUAACAAGGGGUAAGCCCCUCCUGGCUCUGGUAGAGUCUAGUCAUUGGAGUCAAGGGCCUCCAUUCCUGAAGCAGAGUGCUGAACAUUGGCCAAAGAAGCCUGAGCAUGAAACAGCAUUGGGCUCAUCAGAACUGAAAGGCAUCACCUUCUGCUGUUUUACCACUGUAGAGCCCAACAUCAGCAUCCCAGAUGCCUAUCAAUUCAGUACCUGGAAGGAGUUGGUGGAGGCAGCUCAGCAGGUAUGUCAGGGUGCUCAUGGGGCGGCAGUGGACCCAGCAAACAGUCAGCUCAUUAGUCACCGAGAUGCAGAGAUCUUCUUGUUGAGAGGGUGUCAAGCCCAUAGCUUCCCAGAAGUUGCUGCCCUCAAAGCGCAGAAACCUGUGCCAAACCACAGUCGUCUGGCCAGCCUUGCUCCGGAGUGGGAUUCUUCCACUUGCAUACUCCAAGUGGGAGGGAGGCUACGAAGACUGCAGAACUCAAGCAUAGGAGAGAUCCACCCUAUUGUGUUAGACCCAAGGCACUCUGCGACAAAACUCCUCAUCAAAGACACUGAUGAACGUCCGUUGCACCCAGGCACAGAGCGGAUGUAUGCAGAGAUACGCAGGCAGUAUUGGAUCUUGCGAGGACGGCAGGCUGUCAGACAUCACCAACUCAACUGUCCAUCUUGCCAGCGAUGGAGAGCUCAGCCAGAGAUCCCGCAGAUGGCAGACCUGCCUCUGCAGCGCCUCAGACUUCUCUGUCCACCCUUCUAUUCAACAGGUGUUGAUUGUUUUGGGCCUUACCUGGUCAAAGUAGGCAGGAGGACGGAGAAGCGCUGGGGGGUUAUCUUCAAGUGCCUCACGACCCGCACCAUUCACACCGAGCUCCUCAACUCUAUGGAUGCAGAUGCCUUCCUCCUUGCUCUUCGUCGGUUCGUCGCAAGACGGGGCCGACCAAAGGAGAUACUAUCAGAUUGUGGUACAAACUUCCGUGGGGCUGAGCGGGAACUCCGUGAAGCUUUUGCAGCCAUGGAACCACAACUAAAAGAACAGCUGACAGAAUACCAGAUCGACUUCCGAUUUAACCCACCAAACGCUCCCCACUUUGGUGGAGCAUGGGAGAGGGAAGUUCGCUCCAUCAAGGCUGGUCUUCAAGUUGCAGUGGGAAGCCAGGCCGUUUCAGAGGAUGUCCUACACACAACCUUAGUGGAAGUAGAGGGGAUAUUGAACUCAAAACCGUUAGGGUACGUGUCAGCUGACGUCGCUGACCCUGACCCCAUCACGCCUAACAUCCUUCUCAUGGGGCGGCGUGAUGCAGUGCUGCCUCAAGUGGCCUAUGUCCCGUCGGGCAUAGGGCGGCGAAGAUGGCGCCACUGUCAGGUUCUUGUGGACCAGUUUUGGAUCCAGUACAUACGGAGCUACUUACCUACUCUUCAGACACGGCAGAAAUGGCAGAGGUCAUCAAGUAACGUGACUGUGGACUCAGUCGUCCUGAUUAUGGAUCCAUCGCUUCCCAGAGCUCAAUGGCCCAUCAGGAGAGUUAUUAAGACGGUCACCAGUCAGGACGGAUGCAUCAGAACUGCAGAAGUCCUGGUGAAAGGUAAUGUCUAUACAAGGCCAGUUGCUCGCCUAAUCCAGCUCCCUGCUAUCAAAGACACUUGAAGAAUUCCAUUAUUACACAUUUGCUGCUCAAAUGUGGGGGUGGCUGUUGGGAAUUCUGUACAUUUAGAGACUUCUAUUUUGAAAUUACGAUUCUUGUUUACACUUCCUUUCUUCGUUUGCCGGCUUUCCCGGUGCAGAAGUCACUGACGAUAAACUGUAAUGAUCUGCACCACUAAGUUGUACCACUUGUACCACUCUUACACUGCAAGUAAAGGAAUUAAACGACAAUGAUGACUCUGUGCU